AUGAAUGUGAAGAUUCUGCAUCAGCAGUUUCUCUGUCGUUCAGAACAUCGUUUGCUUCUUCGAUCUGACAAUGCUGACAGCCGUCUCACACCUCUGGGAUAUGAAAUUGGCUUGAUAGAUGAUAGACGCUGGAAAGUGUACCAAGACAAGCAAGCUCGAAUUUUAGAAGAAAAAAAGCGAUUGAAAACUGUCAGAAUUUCAGGUCAAUCUUCUCAUUUUCUUUGGAAAGAUGUCAUUCUUUUAUUAUCAUCAUUGUUGUCGUCAUCACCAUCUAAAUCAUAG
This is a messenger RNA of Ilex paraguariensis (yerba mate), 282 nucleotides long. The record is from the annotation of a GenBank genome assembly. NCBI's taxonomy places the organism in Eukaryota, Viridiplantae, Streptophyta, Magnoliopsida, Aquifoliales, Aquifoliaceae.